This is a messenger RNA of Paramuricea clavata, 3941 nucleotides long. The record is from the annotation of a GenBank genome assembly. Lineage: Eukaryota; Metazoa; Cnidaria; Anthozoa; Malacalcyonacea; Plexauridae.
GUAAGGGUAAAUGUUAUAUGGAAAAGGAAUUUUUAAUAAAGUAAAUGAAUAAGAGGGUGUAUUGUGGAGACUGCGAGAAGAGUUGGUCCAGAAAGGCUGGUUUUGAUGAGCAUUUUAAGCUAACCCAGAUAAAGAGUGGUGAUCGUGGCGGUGCUCUUAUUAAAAACCCAUGUUGUGAACGGAAAAGAAAAGUUUGGAGUUACACGUUAGAAGAGGCCCGAGCCAGCAAGAAACAGAAUUCACAGACUGUGAAUAUAAAAUAGUCACAGGAUUUGCCUCGCUUGAGGGCUAUUGGGCUAACUGCAAAAUUUUUUUGGCUACCUGCAAAAAAACCUAAAUAUACAGGCAUGCCCAACGGAGAACACAUUCUUUUGUAUAAUCGGAACUUGCCUGCCAGCAAAAUAGGCAUAAACAGGACAUGGGGUUCAAACUGUCCAGUUUACUAAUCAUUGCAAACUAAUCUUAUGCAGGAAGAAUCUGGUAUAACUCUGAAUACAGUCGACAGUGUUGAGGGAUUUGUGACGGAAAUCAACAACGGCCAUUGGGAUACAGUGCUUCAAGCUGUACGUCAACCUCUGAAAUUACCUGACAAAACUCUUAUUGAGCUUUAUGAACAGGUAGGAAAAACUCAGUUUGAAAACUCAACAUCGGUUGAAUAGGUUUUCAAAAAACAAUUCAACCAAUGUUGGUCUGGGAACAAACCUGAAAAAAAUGAAAAGCAGGGAAAAAAUCAGAAGAAAAAAACUGUUCGAAAACUCGGUAAUAUUGAAAAAAAAUGUUAAUAAUUCCACAUACCGUAAACCUCCGACUAUAAGCCCCUACCUCCCCGAAUAUAAGCCCACCACAUACUAACGCUCACCUCAUUCCAAAUAUAAGCCCCCCCCCCACCGAAUAUAAGUCCCCUGAAUAUAAGCCCAGUGGCCCACUACGUUAUUCAGCAUUGACAGUGUCUUUUAAUAUAGCAGAGAACAAUAUUUAAAAACAUUGUCAUUGUCUUUAUAGCUUACAGUAUGUUAAUCAAUGCGUGUUAUUAACACAUGUUUAUUUUCCUGUUUAUGACCGACUUGUUUAUUACUAACACAAAAGAUCGUCCAUGUAUUAGCCCCCCCCCCCUUGCAUAAGGCCAUCAAAAAUCGCCCAGGGCUCAUAGUCGGAGAUUUACAGUAUUUGUGCACAUGCUUGAUUAGUUGAACAGAAGGCAGAUGUCUGUGAAGACAUGUAGAUACAAAAAUAUUUUUUCUGUUUUUUUUCCCUGAACCAAAUGAAAGUAUUUAAUACCUGAACUUAUUUAACUGAAUGGAAAUUAAUUUCUCUCCCAAAUAAGAGGGCAGAAGGAAAUUAGAUAAUAUUUCAUCUAUUAUUGAGUACAUUUUGUUUUUCCAACCAUGAAAGAACGACACUUGACAGCCUAAUGGCUAAUGUUGCAUGCUUCAUUUAGAUUGUGCUUGAAUUAAUUGAGCUUCGUGAACUUGGUGCUGCCAGAUCAUUACUUCGUCAGACAGAUCCAAUGAUUAUGUUAAAGUCGCAACAACCUGAUAGAUACCUACAUUUGGAAAACUUACUGGCAAGAUCUUAUUUUGAUCCAAGGGAGGUGAGUGGCCAUGAAUGUUAUUGUGGAAUUUAUAGCUACGGAUAGGUGAAUGUGACUACCACAGUUCGCUGCAAGGCCAUUGUCAAGGAACUGGCCAUGAAAUGUAAAGAUUUAGUUCAUUUAAGUUGUGCUGUUUUUCUUGCAGGCAUACCCUGAGGGAAGUAGUAAAGAACGAAGAAGAGCCGCAAUUGCCCAAGGUAUUGCCUUAGAAAGUUACUAGGAAAUUAAUCCGUAGAAACCGAUAAUCUGCAACUUUCAGGCAGAUCGGUUAUCGGCUAAUCACAUUGAUAAAUAUUACCAUGUACCGGCCGUCCAAUAAAUAUAAUUCUGGCUUUUACUUGUGAUAUUUACUCUUCUGUGUCAAGAAAAACUAUGUGGGUUUGUCAAACAGAUUCUCUUUCAUAAAGGAACUGUCAGAUCUACUUACGCUGGUAGUCAUUUACCAGGAUACUUUUCCGAAAUAAAUUGAUUACCGCUGUUAGUUGAGUCAAUCUCUUCCUCGACUAUCGUAACGACAUUUCGAAUCUCUGUAAAGAACGGAAACCGAAACGACCGAAUCCGGAAAUGACCGAAAGCGGAAACGACCGAAACCGGAAAUUCCCGCCUAAAUUUCCCGCAUAACGAAUAAUUAUAUUGUUGACGCUCGAUCGCUGGCAUUUAGAUAAAUAUCGUCCGAAAGUAAGGUUGUAUACUAUUUAACUGCUGACAAUUUUGUAAAUUAUUUAAUAAUCUUACUGCAUAUUAUUAACUUUCUGAACAAUGCCGGUUCAUGCCGGUUUUGUUUAAUUUAAUAAAAACGAUAUUGCAUUUACUUUCUCAUUUGACAUACGAUACAGCUUCCACUAAAAUGGCACGCUCUUGAUUUUGAAAAAAAUUACUGAAUACAUCCUCAUUUAUCUGACUGCAUUUUAAUAGCUUCAAAUAUUCAGAACAUUGUUCUUUCAAUCACAAGUAGUACAAGUAUUAUUGCAUUCAAUGGUAGUAUUUUAUUUGACUUUUAAUUUGUAUGUGUAUUGAUUAACUAGUAAUGUAUUAUCUGCAGCCUAUAUUUAAUAUAUUGUGCGGCUUCCUAAUGCUUCGUAUUGUUAUAUACAUUUCUUUAUCCUGAUGAUGAUUGAAAUAUUGUCGAAACGUUGGUAAAUAUAAAAAUGUUAUCGAUCUUUGGAGUUUACACACUUCCUUUAUACAUUUCGUCCUACAUUUCACGCCCUGCGUCAAUUUGAUAGUUGACAGUCUUUAUUAUAAGGGAUGAAUGAAUAAAACGCAUGGUUCAGUGCAGGCUCACAUUUCUACCAGUAAGCCUGCUAGCAGGCUGAAUUUUAGGCAAUGCAGGAAAUUGGGCGGGAAUUUCCAGUUUCGGUCGUUUCCGGUUUCGGUCGUUUCCAGAUUCGGUGGUUUCGGUUUCCGUUCUUUACAGAGACCCCGACAUUUCUGUUACUGGCCUGUUAACUUUUGUAAUAUUUUGCUAGCAUUUUGCCCCAAUUUUGAGUGUUGGAAAUUCCUGUUAACAAAUAUCAGUAACCACAGAUAAAUCGGUUUCCUUUACUUCCCAGCUUUAUCCGGUGAGGUGUCGGUGGUUCCACCAUCUCGCUUGCUAGCUCCGCUUGGUCAGGCAUUGAAAUGGCAACAGUAUCAAGGACUACUACCUCCUGGUACUUCCAUUGAUAUGUUCCGAGGCAAGGCAGCUGUACGCGACGAGGAAGAGGAAAAAUAUCCAACACAUCUCAAUAAAACUGUCAAGGUAAUUAUGGAUUUGACAAAUUUAAAAUUGAUUAUGCAUAUGACCAAUGUUAAAUUGGUUACAGAUUUGACCGAUUUUUAUUGGUUAUUUUGGGUCAUUCAACAUUGAGUGACCAAAAGAAAUUAGAUUUACCAUUUGAAGUUGGUUAAAAAUGCAACCAAUUAUGUAUUGGUCGGAAUGACCAAUACUGAAUUGGACAUUUUAACCAAUUUGUUUUUAUUGUGAAUGCCGUAUUUUUGUUUUGUAAGGUUAUGGACAGGGUGCAAUAAUACACCCUUCCGGAAAGGACCCCCCACUCAUUUGGGUACAGUACACCACUGAUCUUGUGAACAUUUAUAGAAUAUUUCUCUAUACAUAAAUGUCCUAGUUUGGUUCGAAAUCCCAUCCAGAAUGUGGUUUGUUCUCGCCCGAUGGACAGUACUUGGUGACUGGUAGUGUCGACGGUUUUAUCGAGGUCUGGAAUUUUACGACGGGAAAAAUAAGAAAAGACUUGAAAUAUCAAGCACAGGUAGGUCCAGGGUAAAUGAACAAAUAAUAGAGAGUUUAAGCUUCGCGUUAUACGUCAAACGGCAAACGCCAGACAAAGAAAAAUUUUACGGUAUCAGGCAA